UCGCCGUCGCAGCCGCUGGGCUUUCUCCGGCUGCCGCCGCCGCUGCCGCUUCUUCGCGGGCUUGGAGGGCCCGGGCGUCCCCGGGCGAGAGGAGGCUGCGGGUGGGAGCCUUCGUGGGCACGGAGGAGCGGGCCGGGGGAGGCCGGGAUGGAGCCCCCCGGAGUUGACUGAAGCGAGGGAGCCAGGUUCCAGAGCCUCAAGGCGGGAUCCAGGGGCGUCCUGAGGUUGCCACGGAUGGUCUGAGGGCAUCGCAGACAUGGCUCACCUCAGGGGAUUUGCCAGCCAGCACUCGCGCGUGGACCCCGAGGAGCUCUUCACCAAGCUGGACCGUAUCGGCAAGGGCUCCUUUGGGGAGGUGUACAAGGGCAUUGACAACCGCACCAAGGAGGUGGUGGCCAUCAAGAUCAUCGACCUGGAGGAGGCCGAGGAUGAGAUCGAGGACAUUCAGCAGGAAAUCACUGUGCUCAGCCAGUGUGACAGCCCAUAUAUCACCCGCUACUUCGGCUCCUACCUGAAGAGCACGAAGCUGUGGAUCAUCAUGGAGUAUCUGGGCGGCGGUUCUGCGUUGGACCUGCUUAAACCCGGCCCGCUGGAGGAGACCUACAUCGCCACCAUCCUGCGGGAGAUCCUGAAGGGCCUGGACUACUUGCACUCGGAGCGCAAGAUCCACCGAGACAUCAAAGCCGCCAACGUGCUGCUCUCAGAGCAGGGGGACGUGAAGCUGGCAGACUUCGGGGUGGCGGGGCAGCUCACAGACACGCAGAUCAAGAGGAACACGUUUGUGGGCACCCCCUUCUGGAUGGCACCCGAGGUCAUCAAGCAGUCGGCCUAUGACUUUAAGGCCGACAUCUGGUCGUUGGGGAUCACAGCCAUCGAGCUGGCCAAGGGUGAGCCUCCGAACUCUGACCUCCACCCCAUGCGUGUCCUGUUCCUGAUCCCCAAGAACAGCCCGCCCACCCUGGAGGGCCACCAUAGCAAGCCCUUCAAGGAGUUUGUGGAGGCCUGCCUCAACAAGGACCCCCGAUUCCGGCCCACUGCCAAGGAGCUCCUGAAGCACAAGUUCAUCACACGCUACACCAAGAAGACCUCCUUCCUCACCGAGCUCAUCGACCGCUACAAGCGCUGGAAGUCGGAAGGGCACGGCGAGGAGUCCAGCUCCGAGGACUCGGACAUCGAUGCAGAUGCUGAGGACGGAGAGCAGGGUCCCAUCUGGACGUUCCCCCCCACCAUCCGGCCAGGCCCGCACAGCAAACUGCACAAGGGGGCAGCCCUGCACGGCCCCCCGAAGUCUGCGGAGCCCGUCAAGAGGCAGCCGAGGUCCCAGUGCCUGUCCACGCUGGUCCGGCCUGUGUUUGGAGAGCUCAAGGAGAAGCACAAGCAGAGUGGCGGGGGCGUGGGGGCGCUGGAGGAGCUGGAGAACGCCUUCAGCCUGGCUGAGGAGUCCUGCCCUGGCAUCUCGGACAAGCUGAUGGCUCACCUGGUGGAGCGGGUGCAGAGGUUUUCACACAGCAGAAACCACCUGACGUCAACCCGCUGA
This is a messenger RNA of Odobenus rosmarus divergens (Pacific walrus), 1537 nucleotides long. RefSeq names its product serine/threonine kinase 25 (gene STK25). The coding region runs from base 257 to 1537 and encodes 426 amino acids. Gene Ontology annotation, biological process: protein phosphorylation. The transcript is spliced from 12 exons. Lineage: Eukaryota; Metazoa; Chordata; Mammalia; Carnivora; Odobenidae. Gene Ontology annotation, molecular function: ATP binding; protein kinase activity. The record is from RefSeq and is a predicted model, not a curated record.